UAGCUUUUUCUUUUACCAAUUUUCAUAAUACAUAUUUAAAAUUCUGAUAUUAGGGUAGUAGGGUAUUUUUUAAAAAUUUCACGUAAUGUUGGCAUUUAGAUUUACCAUGAGAUUCUCGCAACCCGCUCUGCAGCAGAAGCAGCAGCAUGACAUAAAUCGGCAGAGACGACGGAAUCUUCAGGUAUCUGUGGUGGGGGCAUCUGGUGGGAUUGGACAAGCCCUCUCAUUGUUGUUGAAAAUGAAUCCGCUCAUUGAGACAUUGGUACUGCAUGAUGUGGCCAACACGAAGGGAGUGGCGGCUGAUCUUUCCCACAUCUGCACGAGUCCAACUGUAAAGUCCUAUACGGGCGAAAAGGAAUUGAAGAAGGCCCUAAAAGGAUCCGAUAUUGUUGUGGUUCCUGCUGGUCGACCUAGACGUCCUGGCAUGGAUAGGAAAGAUCUGCUUGAGUCAAAUGCCAAUGUUGCAAUCGCAGUCGCCAUGGCUGUGAGUUCAGUUUGUCCAUCGGCUUUUCUAGCCAUUAUAACGAAUCCAGUCAACACGAUUGUGCCCAUUGUUAGAGAUAUUUUGAAGUCACAAGACUCAUAUGAUCCGAAGCGAUUGUUUGGUAUAACCACACUGGAUGUUGUACGUGCGAAAACGUUUCUGGGCCAGAGCCUGUGCAUUGAUCCCCAACGUAUAAAUAUACCAGUGAUAGGAGGACAUUCUGGCAUCACAAUCCUUCCAUUAUUUUCGCAAUCCAAUCCGCCUUUUAAGGGCGAUGAAUCGGAAAAAAAGGAACUCAUUGAACGUGUUCAAGAAGGCGGCAGUGAGGUGGUUAAAGCCAAAGCUGGCAGUGGUUCUGCCACUCUAUCAAUGGCCUUUGCCGGAGCCCAAUUUGUGGGCUCUCUUAUUAAAGGCAUCAAGAAUGAGGAAGAUAAACCUAUAGUUGAAUGCGCCUUUGUCGAAUCGAAUGUGACGCCUCUUGAAUUCUUUGCAAGCCCAGUCAUAUUGGGCCCCUCGGGCAUAAAGGAUAUCCCUUGCUUACCUGAACUUGACCAACUCGAAAGCCAAAUGCUGCAGGGCCUGUUGCCAGUUUUGUUAAAGGACAUUGAACAGGGUGUGAAAUAUGCCAACAAUUUUAUUACAUCUGGAUGCUAGUUAAAUACAUAAUACGCUGAUUUGUUCAAUA
Molecule: messenger RNA, 1169 nt
Organism: Drosophila willistoni
Lineage: Eukaryota; Metazoa; Arthropoda; Insecta; Diptera; Drosophilidae
Product: malate dehydrogenase
Exons: 1
Coding region: 86-1138 (350 amino acids)
Biological process (GO): tricarboxylic acid cycle; malate metabolic process
Cellular component (GO): cytoplasm; mitochondrion
Molecular function (GO): L-malate dehydrogenase (NAD+) activity
Source: RefSeq, a predicted model, not a curated record